AUGGCUCGUUACGCUCUCGCUUUCACUGCGCUCGUCGCAAUUGCUCAAGCUAUCAACAUCACCUCCCCAUCUACCAACGGAGAAUGGGAUCUCAGCGAUGGAGCUCAAACUAUCACCUGGACUUCAGUCUCUACUGAUCCCCAAACCGUCGAUAUCUACCUCGUCCACAUGGCAUCCAACCCACCUCUCAGCGAUGUUCUCUUCACCAAUGUCGAUAUCAACAAGGGAUCUGAGAGUGUUUCCGGUCUCCAAUUGCCAACCGGUGGCAACUACCAAAUCAACUUCGUUAGCCCAGGAAAGGCAGAGCAAAUCUUGGCUCAAUCCCAACAAUUCACCGUCAAUGGAGUAGCUUCCAGUGCAAGCAGCACACUUGCAGGUUACACUGGAUCCGCUUCCGCUUCUUCUACCACCUCCACCGGUACUUCUACCUUCACCUCUACCGGUUCAUCCACCACUGUUACCGGUACCACCACCUCCACUGGAACUGGCCUGGUUACUUCUGCCUCCGCUGCUAGCCAAACCUCCUCCGGCGCAUCCUCCUCCAGCUCCAGCUCCACUGCCCGUGCAUCUGGUAACGGAGCUGCUGCCACCGGUGUCCCAAUGAUGGGACUUUUGGCUGGUGCCGCUGCUCUUUUCUUGUAA
Molecule: messenger RNA, 642 nt
Organism: Botrytis porri
Lineage: Eukaryota; Fungi; Ascomycota; Leotiomycetes; Helotiales; Sclerotiniaceae
Exons: 2
Coding region: 1-642 (213 amino acids)
Source: RefSeq, a predicted model, not a curated record